Sodiomyces alkalinus F11 is the source of this 2240-nucleotide messenger RNA. Its product is annotated as 5'-nucleotidase domain-containing protein. The transcript is spliced from 3 exons. Gene Ontology annotation, biological process: nucleotide catabolic process. The record is from RefSeq and is a predicted model, not a curated record. Gene Ontology annotation, molecular function: hydrolase activity, acting on ester bonds; metal ion binding; nucleotide binding. Bases 383 to 2113 code for a protein of 576 amino acids. NCBI's taxonomy places the organism in Eukaryota, Fungi, Ascomycota, Sordariomycetes, Glomerellales, Plectosphaerellaceae.
AUGGCAUCCCAGUACCAACAAACUCAAAACGCCUCCUCCCAGCCAGAUUUGUUUAUUGUCCAUCUGCAGAGCAUCUCGCGAAACGUGCAACGUGAAAACGUGCCAAACAUACCCUGGCAUGUUGUUCUCAUCCAGUCUUCUCGCCGAAUUCUGGACCCUCCCUGCCCCAACUGGGCCCCGAAGUCCCCAAAUUCCCACCAUGAUCCCUUCGCUGUGUCUCAAGCCCGCCUGUCCCCUUGUCCCCCUGCCCGUCUGGCAGACUCUCUUUAUUGCUCACUCUUUUCCUUCGACGACUAAUUCGCGCCCGUGCGAUUAGACAUAAGACCGAAAGAGAGGGAAAGAGGGUAAGAGGGGGAAAAAAGAGAAAUAGAAAAAAGAAAAGAUGAGGACUUCACUGGCCUCAUCCGCCCUGGCCUUGGCCUUGGCGGGCGUCGUGAGCGCCGUGCCACAGAAAGUCGACGAAGACCACCUGUAUAGCUCACGCCUCGCCAAACGUGGUCUCGAUGCCGACGGAAACUUCAACGUCUCCUUCUUUCACAUCAACGAUGUCCACGCUCACCUAGACGAAUUCUCCUCUUCCGGCGCAGACUGUACCAACCCGUCCCGCGGCUGCUACGGCGGCUAUGCCCGCGUCAAGCAUACCGUCGAUGAGCUGCGUCCCCUCUACGAGGACUCCCUGUGGCUCAACGCCGGCGACGAGUUCCAGGGCACCCUCUUCUACACCUACUACCGAGGCGAGAAGAUCGCCGAGACCAUCAACCAGCUCGGCUUCGACGCCAUGACCCUCGGCAACCACGAAUUCGACGGCGGCGACGACGAGCUCGGCGAGUUCCUCCUCAACCUGACCUUCCCCGUCAUCUCCGCCAACAUCCAGUCCAACCACACCGCCCUCAACCAGACCAUCAUCCCCUACAAGAUCUUCGAGGACCAGGGCGUCGCCAUCAUCGGCGCCACCACCCCGACCACCCGCAACAUCGCCAACCCCGGCCCGGGCACCCGCUUCCUCGACGUCGUCGACUCGGUCCAGGCCUGCAUCGACGAGAUCCGCGCCACCACCGACAUCAAGCGCAUCGUCGCCCUCACCCACAUCGGCUACGCCGAGGACCAGGCCCUGGCCGCCGCCACCUCGGGCCUCUCCCUCGUCAUGGGCGGCCACUCCCACACCCCGCUCGGCGACCUGCACCCGAACCCCCAGGGCGACUACCCCACCGUCGUCCAGGGCCGCGACGGCCACGACGUCUUCGUCGUCCAGGCCUGGCGCUGGGGCGAGUACGUCGGCUACAUCGACGUCAGCUUCGACGCGGACGGCCACCCGGUCUCGUACCACGGCGGGCCCAUCCACUUGGACAACACCACCGCCCAGGACGCCGCCCUGCAGGCCCAGAUCGACGAGUGGCGCGGGCCCUUCGAGGAGUUCGCCGGCGUCGUCGUCGGCUACACCAACGUCGACCUCGUCCAGGCCACGUGCCAGACCGAGGAGUGCACCCUGGGCAACGUCAUGGCCGACGCCAUGUACGAGUACCGCCUCGAGACCAGCGAGGACCGCCCGCCCGACUUCGCCCUCAUCAACGCCGGCGGCAUCCGCGCCGCCAUCGAGGCCGGCAACGUCACCCGCGGCCAGGUCCUCACCUCGUUCCCCUUCGGCAACGCCAUCACCGAGCUCACCUUCUCCGGCGCCGACGUCCGCCGCCUGCUCGAGGGCUGCGUCAGCCGCGUCAACCAGUUCAACGGCGAGCCCAUCACCUCGGGCUUCCAGGUCUCCGCCUCCGUGCGCCUGCGCUACAACCCGGCCCUCGACCCGGGCGAGCGCAUCGUCUCGCUGCUGAUCGACGGCGAGGAGGUCGUCGACGACGAGGACUACAUCGUCGUCACCCUGGACUUCCUCGCUGGCGGCGGCGACAACAUGUUCGAGCUCACCACCGACUACGUGCCCCUCGACCUGCAGGACGAGGUUCUCAUCCGGUACCUCGGGAACAACAGCCCCAUCGAUGCCGAGAUAGAGGGCCGUUUCGAGGCGACGGACGAACUCCCUGGCCCGGAGCCUACCUCGUCGGCUGCCCCUCCCACCUCGACCCGCACGUGCAUCCCCCGCCCUAGGGUGACCGGCCUGUAGACGUUUGUCUAUUGUCUACUGUCUUUUUGCUUGCAAGCCGUGUAUGGAUAGUCGGAUAGUGCAAGUCGGGGAGGAGAAUAGACGAAAUUAAUUAUUAUACUUAGUGCUAGCUAGUAGAAACAAUCAG